Morus notabilis is the source of this 1186-nucleotide messenger RNA. Its product is annotated as (+)-neomenthol dehydrogenase-like. The record is from RefSeq and is a predicted model, not a curated record. Gene Ontology annotation, molecular function: oxidoreductase activity, acting on the CH-OH group of donors, NAD or NADP as acceptor. Bases 134 to 1039 code for a protein of 301 amino acids. Gene Ontology annotation, cellular component: membrane. NCBI's taxonomy places the organism in Eukaryota, Viridiplantae, Streptophyta, Magnoliopsida, Rosales, Moraceae. The transcript has 5 exons.
UAAACCACACUAUCCGAAAAGGACAAAAUAUUUUCAAUUGCUUUUCUUUUCUGAAAAGAAACGCACCAAAAUCUACUACCAAGUCAACGAUCAAAACCGAAAGCUCAAACUCUUGAUUCCAUUUCCAUCACCAAUGUCAGGAGCAACACCAGAAAGGAUCAGAUAUGCUGUUGUGACAGGGGCAAAUAAGGGAAUUGGAUUUGAGACAGUUAGAAAAUUGGCCUCAAAUGGAGUUACUGUGAUAUUAACAGCAAGAGAUGAGAAAAGAGGUCUUGAAGCUGUUGAGAAAUUGAAAGAGAAUGGCCUAUCUGAUAAAGUGCUUUUUCAUCAGCUAGACGUAACUGAUCCUACUAGCAUUGCUUCUUUGGCAGAUUUCGUCAAGACCCGGUUCGGAAAACUUGAUAUCUUGGUGAACAAUGCAGGGACGGGUGUUGCAAGAGCAGAUAUUGAUGCAGUUUUAGCUUUUUCCCGAAAUUCUAGUGGGGCACAAGAGCAGACUGAUGUGAGCAGAACAGUAACUCCAACUUAUGAAUCAGCCGAAGAAUGCUUGCAAACAAAUUACUACGGUGCUAAAAGAACAGCUGAAGCGCUUUUUCCUCUCCUCCAGUUAUCUGAUUCCCCAAGGAUUGUCAACGUUUCAUCGGGCGCGGGAAAGUUAGAGAGGAUAUCAAAUGAUUGGGCCAAAGAGGUUCUUAGUGAUGCUGAAAGCCUUACAGAGGAUAAGAUAGGGGAGUUCUUGACAGACUUUCUGAAAGAUGUCAAAGAAGCUUCAUUAGAAAGCAAAGGCUGGCCAACUCUUCUGACUGCAUAUUCGGUUUCGAAAGCUGCCAUGAAUGCCUACACAAGGAUUUUAGCCAAGAAGCACCCUAAUUUUCUCAUCAACUGUGUCUGCCCUGGUUUUGUGAAAACAGAUAUAAACUUCAACACGGGGAUCUUACCCGUCGAAGAAGGCGCUGCAAGUCUAGUAAGGUUGGCAUUGCUGCCAAAUGAUGGCCCUUCAGGUCUCUGGUUUGUUCAGUCAGAAGUGUCCUCAUUUUGACUUGAUUAAAAUCCAUGGAUGGAAAUAUCAAUCUAGCAUCCCUUUUCUAUGUUUAGGCAGAUACCAACCUGACUGCUCAAUGUUGUUAUACAUUUUGACAAAUAGUAAGUGAGAAGUUUUAUAAAUGAAUUUUAGGUCACGUUUAUU